Aspergillus saccharolyticus JOP 1030-1 is the source of this 1850-nucleotide messenger RNA. Its product is annotated as patatin-like phospholipase family protein. The transcript has 6 exons. NCBI's taxonomy places the organism in Eukaryota, Fungi, Ascomycota, Eurotiomycetes, Eurotiales, Aspergillaceae. The coding region runs from base 133 to 1656 and encodes 507 amino acids. Gene Ontology annotation, cellular component: membrane. Gene Ontology annotation, biological process: arachidonate metabolic process. The record is from RefSeq and is a predicted model, not a curated record.
AUUGAAUAUCAACUUUCACGAUUUCAUAAAAAACUUCUCUAUGGACAAGGCCCUCCGCGUCGAAUUCAUCGAGCGAACUUGGCAAAUAGGAAGGAGCUUUUGCAGGACCUAGAGAGAGCAGAGUAUGAAUUUAUGAUUAGCCACUGUGUUCUCUGUCAGACACCUGGACACAGCCUGGUUAGAAUCAUGCCUCCCACCGCGUCUGUUCGAGCGUUAACCAUUGACGGAGGAGGUGUACGGGGGAUCAUACCGCUGCGUUUUUUAGCUAAAAUGCAGGACAUUCUGGGCUCUGCAUGCCCUGUGCAAGACCUGUUUGAUGUUGCUUUCGGAACGAGUGCUGGCGGUCUUGUCGUACUGAAAGUAUUUUAUCAACGACGACCCGUGAGUGAGUGUGAGGAGAAAUUAAACAAUCUUAUGGUUCAGUUCUUCGCGAACCAUCCUCCUCCUCGGACCAUAUGGAGCAAGCUCAUACGGUCCAUUCGUUGUUGGUGGUUAGAUGGUUGGUAUGACGCGGAUUUCUGGAAUGAGCUUUUGCGGGAAGAGUUCGGGAGCGACAACUGCUUGUUUGACGCGCAGCCAGUUUCGGGAAUCAAACUAGCUGUGACCACUGUAGCGGAGCGCCCGAUGUUGCUGACUAAUUAUCGACGUGUGACGGAGAACUCCCUUGAGAGCGGCCAUUAUCAUGUCUAUGAGGCGCCAGACAGGAAAUCUGAGCCGCGAUUAUGGCAAUGGGCGACCAGUGCUGCGCCAAUAUUUUUCCCGCCCAUCUCCAUUCCGGGAGUCGGGAUUUGCGAGGACGGAGGACUCAAGCACAACAAUCCGGCCUUGAUUUGCCGGGCUGAGACGCAGCUCAUGUGGACAACUAGCCCAGUUCCUGGCACAUUGGUGUCGCUUGGCACGGGUAAGACUGCGGGUCAGCUGCGCCGCUCACGACCACGCGGGUUUGCCUUUCGCCUCUACGACUCCUUUUUAGCAUCGAUGGACGCAGAACAGGCGUGGGAUGAUCUACUCGGCCAAUUAGAUCAAUUGGACAGGCGCAAUUACUACCGAUUGAAUGUGACAUUUCCCAAUCGAGAGCCUCUGCUGAACGCGGUUACUCAAGUAGAAUGGAUGCAAAGACUGGCAGAUGAUUCAGCGAAAGUUCAUGUACCGAACGUGUUAUCCUCUCUACUGAUUGCCUGUCUGUUCUUUGAGCUAUCUUCGCCACCUCAAUUAGUGGAUGGGCGUUAUCAUUGCCAUGGGGUCAUUAGAUGCCGACUGCGGGGUAAACAGUGGAUAGAAACUUUCGGCCGAUUGCAUCCAGAGGCCUCCGCAUAUCUUCUUGGCAAAUCACAGCUCGACGCCUCGCCAUUCAAUGACGCGAUCUGUACCAGCUGUGCCAGAUAUUGUGUGCCGAUUAGAUUUAUACUUAACAGUUUAGAUAGUACUAUUGUCCUUUCUCUUGAUCUCGGUGAAAAUCAAGUGCGACAUUUUGGCGGUUCGCCCUUGUCUUUGCGCCACAUUGUCCAACGUCUGGGUCUUGAUCUGAUUGGAUGUUCGAGGUUGGCAAAGUUUCCCGCGCGCAGCGAAUGUAGAGCAUGUGAUUUGCGAAUUCAUAGGAAAGCUGCGCCAGGCUCGCAACGGUCUAGCUACAAGAAGCGAGUCCGGUUUAUUUAGUCAUUAGCACCAGGACGCAAACUUUCGUGUUCCAUGACUUGAUAACUUGAGUUAUGUAAAAUGUGACCUUAGUAAAAAUCACCAUUUUUAAACUUCAAUAUAACAUCUAAUGAUAUUAGUAUGGGGAAAUUCUUGAUGUCCUAUCCCCUACAUCGAGAAGCCUGAUUUCCCUGACGCCCAAUCCUCCUAGGCCC